GUGCGUUUGUAGCAAUCGACGUGGCCGCAUGCGUCCGUUCCGUUGCUGCGACGAGAGCCUAGGGCCGCUAGUCGACGUCUCGUCCCGCCUCCAGCUGCGCGAAGCCGUGCUUGUUGCCGACAGCAGCAGCAUCGAGGCGCUGCAGUGGGCGGGCGGCUUGCCGUUCCUUCUCCAGAAUCUUCAAAUCGCGUCUGUCGUGCCGCUUGAAGACGUCGAGCGGUCGCCGGCCGCUGUCUUGAACCCGUUCCAGCUCGCGCGCCAGCCAAGCGUCGCUGUGCUGACAUGCUCGGCCCUCGGCGACAUCGAGGCGACACUGCGCGCGAUGCUGCCGCACGUGACGCAGCUCGUCGUCUUGUCGACAAUCCCGGAAGCGGCCCAUGGCACGGCGUUCUCGUUCGAGGCCUUUCGCGCAUCGCUCUUGCCUGCGACUGCCAAGGUCUACGUUGAGUACGUGCCCCUCAUGUACGCACCGCUCAGCGAGAAAGAUGGCGCCGACCCGAGCGUCUUUGUGCUCACGCACCCCACGUGCGCGGCCGCGUUUCCGCUCAUGCGCACGCAGCUAUCGGCGACGCCUGCGACGCACGUCAACGAGAUUGCGCCGGCUGACAUCCCGGAGGCUAGCCGCAAAGCGUUCAAGCUUCUCGCACAGGUCCUCGCCGGUAUCCUCCUCCAGUGGCGCUUCCAGGUCAAAGACCGCAUUUUCGCACUUGGUGGAACGUCGCUCAAGGUCGGCCACACACUGUUGCAUACGCUGCACGAGAUGCAAGGCGAGUGCACACCAGCAGACCUCAAGCAGCUGCAGCCAGCCCACUUGAUUUUAAUCGACCGGACGCUCGACCUUGCGACGCCGUCGUCGCAUCAAUUUUCGCUUCUGGAUCGGAUUCUACAGCAGCUCCCCAAGGCAUCGACGCUACCUGUCGCGGAGCACAUCACGCAGGUCGCGCCUCUGGACGCAGCGGCCGAGCUCGCGCCGAACCGUCUCUCUGUCCCCGCAUCGUGGCGUGGAGGCGUAAGCGUUUGCCACGGCCAAGACCCCACCGCCGCCGCCGCCGUGCGCAACCUUUUGAGCCACGGGCCCGUGAACGCGCUGCGAGAGCUCUCGACGAGUCUGCGCGCUGUCGCGAUGGACCUUAUCAAGUCCAAGGCGACGCCGACGCCGGAGAAAACGCCCAAGGACCAGCCGCUCCGCGGCCGUGACGUCGUCCAGCGAUGGCUCGCGUGCAUCGACGGCGCGUACGACCCCAAGGUGACGUGGCAGCACAAGAAGCUGCUGCAGCUUGGCCUCGCCGUGCUCGAGACAAUGGGCCGAAUGGAAGCCACGCAGGCGCUGUGGACACACGUGGCCAGCAUUGAAAAGCGAUAUGCGCAGAGCCGCUUCCAGGGUGCGGCCGAGUGGAUUCUUCCCGAGGUCGCCGACCUCGUCAACCGGCAAGGCAUGGUGCUCGACGAGCCGCUGCUGUCGCUUGAUGUGGUGUUGCAGCUCUUUGUCUACGCCUUUGCGAUCGCUGGCAGCCACGAGAUGGAAGACUACACGCGUGGCAUGGUCCGGCAAGCGCUCCAGAAGGCCAUUCUAGCCCACGACGGAAGCAGUGACCUCUUGCCGCAGGAGUUAUGUCAGCUCUUGACGACUCGCAGCAGCACUAGCUGUGAAGCCCACGUGCCACUUGGCACCGAGGCGAGCCAAGACGACGACGACGGGUGGGGCUGGGACGACGAUGCGGGCAAGGCCCCACCGUCGCCACCAGUCUCCGCAUCACACGCGACGGUGGCCGCAGUCGACGCGUUUGUGGCGCAUCUCGUACCCGUGCUCGAGGAGUGUGGACAGCUGUACCACGAAGUGGCUCCGACGCUCGCCAAUGAGUUCGCUCUUGGACUGCUGCCGCAAGUCGUGGCGCAACUCGUGGACCCGUCGUGCCCGGCGAUCAAGGACCUCCAGCACGUGACAGACGCCUCGGAGCAGCUCACACGCGCCGGCAUCGACCUGCUCAAGACCGGUCUCAGUGUGUUUGGCUUGAGCGGCCAGGGCCUGAAGGGCGCACCGGCGGUUGUGCCACACCUCUCGACACCUGGAGCGGUCUGCGUCGUCUUUGUCAUCGGCGGCAUCUCGGCCCACGAAGUUCAGGCGAUCGCAGACGUUAUGAAGGGCCGGACGGACGUGCAACUCAUUUUGGGCAGCACGACGCUAUCGACACCGACGACGCUCUUGCGGCACCUCGUCGCGUCGUCGUAAAUGCGCUGUACACUUGGCCGCGAGAUCUCGCUCGAAUUUAAUCGUUGUUGUACGCCGCCAUAAUCUCUUCUAGUUGCC
Messenger RNA from Saprolegnia parasitica CBS 223.65, 2308 nucleotides. RefSeq lists its product as hypothetical. The record is from RefSeq and is a predicted model, not a curated record. The coding region runs from base 29 to 2230 and encodes 733 amino acids. Lineage: Eukaryota; Oomycota; Saprolegniomycetes; Saprolegniales; Saprolegniaceae. The transcript is spliced from 12 exons. Gene Ontology annotation, biological process: vesicle-mediated transport; intracellular protein transport.